UCUGAGAGAUGUGUUGUCAUGCCUCAUUCGUGUUUAACCAUGCAGAGUUAAAACUGGAAAAGAAAAUACACUAUGGUGAUUCUCCAUUCAUCAUGUUGCAUUACCAGCGGUGGCUAAGCUGAAGUUUCCUAUACCUUGAGGAGAGUAUGUAUAAAAGGAAUGGCCUCAUGGCCAACGUGACAGUGACCUCCGCCACUCCAGAGGGCAGUAGCAGUUCUGACUCACUGGAAGGACGGAGUUCAGAUUAUGCUCAUAAAAGCUAUGAUGCAGUUGUAUUUGAUGUAUUGAAAGUAACACCAGAGGAAUUUGCAAGUCAGAUUACAUUAAUGGAUAUGCCAGUAUUUAAAGCUAUACAACCAGAGGAAUUAGCAAGUUGUGGAUGGAAUAAGAAAGAGAAACACAUUCUUGCCCCUAAUAUUGUUGCCUUUACAAGGAGAUUUAAUCAGGUCAGUUUCUGGGUUGUACGAGAAAUUUUAACAGCACAGACGUUAAAAAUAAGGGCAGAAAUUUUGAGCCAUUUUGUGAAAAUAGCUAAGAAACUUCUAGAACUGAACAACCUUCAUUCUCUCAUGUCUGUGGUAUCAGCACUGCAAAGCGCACCUAUAUUCAGGCUGACAAAAACCUGGGCACUUCUGAAUCGCAAGGACAAGACCACCUUUGAGAAACUGGACUAUUUAAUGUCUAAGGAAGAUAAUUAUAAGAGGAUGCGGGAAUACAUCCGAAGUUUAAAGAUGGUCCCCUGUAUUCCUUAUUUAGGGAUUUAUCUGUUGGAUUUAAUCUACAUUGAUUCAGCAUAUCCUGCUUCUGGCAGCAUCAUGGAGAAUGAACAAAGAUCCAAUCAAAUGAACAAUAUCCUCCGAAUAAUUGCUGAUUUGCAAGUCUCCUGUAGCUAUGAUCACCUUAUAACACUACCCCAUGUGCAAAAAUACUUAAAAUCUGUUCGGUACAUUGAAGAGCUUCAAAAAUUUGUAGAAGAUGACAACUACAAGUUGUCCUUAAGAAUUGAACCAGGAAACAGCUCUCCGCGACUGGUGUCUUCAAAGGAAGAUCUUGCAGGUCCAUCAGAGGUGUCAGCAGCUGUGAGGUUCAACAGGAGACCAACCUGUCCUGAUGCCUCGGUGGCAGCCAGCCUGCCAACUCCUCCUGUACCACGACACAGGAAGAGUCACAGCCUGGGAAACAAUAUGAUGUGUCAGUUAAGUGUAGUUGAAAGUAAAAGUGCAACGUUCCCAACAGAGAAGCCACGCCACCUGCUGGAUGACAGUGUGCUAGAAUCCCACAGUCCUGUCAGAAACCACACAUUAAACUCUGUUUUCACCAAUGGUAUUUCUAUAGGAAGCAGUGAAAGCUCAGAAUUUAGUGAGGAGCCUUCUUCAGGGCUUGAGAGGGGUCGGUUGUAUGCCACGCUGGGGCCCAACUGGCGGGUACCAAUUCGGAAUUCUCCCAGAAGUCGAAGCUGUGUCUACAGUCCAACAGGGGCUUGUAGCUGCACAUCAGGGAGUUCCAUAGGAGUUGUUACCAUGGAAGGGCCUUUAAGAAGGAAGACAUUACUAAAGGAAGGCAGGAAGCCUACGCUUUCCUCGUGGACUAGAUAUUGGGUUACCCUUUCAGGAUCUACUCUGAUCUACUUCGGAGCAAAGUCUUUAAGAGGCACUGAAAGAAAGCACUAUAAAUCUACUCCAGGAAAAAGGGUUUCCGUUGUUGGAUGGAUGGUAGCACUGCCUGAUGAUCCUGAACAUCCUGAUAUUUUUCAGCUAAAUAACCCUGAUAAAGGCAAUGUUUACAAGUUUCAGACUGGUUCAAGGUUUCAUGCAAUACUGUGGCACAAGCAUUUGGACGACGCAUGCAAAAGCAACAGGCCUCAGGUACCUGCAAACCUUAUGUCAUUCGAGUAACAUGCUUCAGUGUGUGGUGUGACUUCAAGUGCCAAACUGCAGGACAAGGAAUUGUUCCCACAGGAGAACAGAGGAAGGAGACUCCAGAGCGAGCCAGCUGUCUGUAACAGCAACUUCAGCACUUUUCUAUGUAACUUGAAAGUAAUUAUGACAGAGCUUCUAAAAGCAGAACGUGAAUGUUGUCCUUAGGACAGGAUCUAACCUAAUGCACUGAUGAGAGAAAUGAAUUUAGACUGAUCCAAGACACAUCCUGCUCCCAACGCAGGAUCCUUGAGUCCUUGACUUUAGCUUUGUGGUCACAGACUACCGUGGAUUUCUGUUCUGCCACAAACUGUGCAUCACAUCUUCUGCAAAUUCUUUUUUUUUAACUGCUCUUUUUAUUGUUGAGCUGCUUUAUGUGACUGAAGAACAUUUAGCCCAUGUUGGGUUUUCAAUUAUUUCUAAUGCACAAAACAAUUGACAGUGUUAACAUGCUGCAAAGUGUCGAUUAGAAUAGGACAUUGUGGAACAACGUUUUUUCUAACCUUAAGUGCACUGAGUUGCUUGACAAUGUGGCUGCCUCAGAUUUUGUAUAAAACCUAGGGACAAAACUGAUGUUCAUCCCUGAGCUAUUUGGGAAAUGUGUAUUUUGGCACAAGAUAAACCACCUGUAAUUUACUGUUUCUUUCUUGAAAUUGUUUCUGCUGCUUUGUUUUAAUGUACAGGAGGUGCCCAGUGAUGUGAAGAGUGUGUUGCUGCUGAAAUCCACUUGGUAUUUAAGGCUCUUUCUGGCCUCCUUUCUUGUUUGCCUUAAAUUAUUUGAGCCCCCCCCCCUUAACUAUGGGUGCUAUUCAUCUAAAAUGUCUAGUGGUGCAGAAGUCAUUUGCACCUACAGAGCUGCAUUCAGAUAUUCCCGGUUGGCAGGGCAUCUGCUUGUCACUACAUUCUUGCCUCGUUGGAGGGGUUCUUACCAUCCCAAAACUUUCCUUUUGAUAUUUCACAACCUCCUGUAAGCUCACAACAUGUUAAUAUUUUGACAUCAUUAACCAAGGAAAGCAUAGCUGGAUCGAGCUCCACGUUUCCCCAGUUCCUGAUUACCUAAUCUCCUGAACAGAAUCCCUUCAACAUACAUUCAGACCCUGCCUGCCUACAAGAGUGAGGAGGCUGCGUGGCGCAGCCUUCAGUCUCUGUGGGAAGCCAGCAGUCAUUUCGGAUGAACUCAGCCCCACAUUUGAAGACAUGCCCUGACCAAGGGACGUUAUCUACUGAUCUGGUUGAGUCUUGAUGAUUUUUGAACCUUAAAAAAUAUAGAUAUAUAGAUAUACUUUUUUUCUUUAAUGUUUAGUAUGUUGUUGAUUGUAAUCUGCUUUUAAUCGUCAUGCUACUGUAUGUUUUGUGUCAUAGUCCUGAGAAUGAAACCCAAUAUGAAACCAGCUCGUGAACCUUGUCAUCUCCCCACAAUGGGAGUCAGGCAGCUUCUCAUGCAGAUAUGUCCUUCAACCUCCUUUUUUAAUAGGUCAGGUUGACUGGGUGCUGUGCGCUUGAUUGCCCUGUCGACCCAAAAGGUAACCUGGUAUGAGCGAGGCCAUAGCAAAGGAGCUUCUGUAAGUCUAAGAACAAAUUCCCCCAAUGGCAGAUGAAUAGUGGGGUUUUGUUUGGUCAUCAUCGUGGGCAUUUCCUGACCAAGUGUUCUCUUGCACAAGGAGAUGCUGGCAGUUUAAACAUUUUGAUUGUUCUCCGGGAUGAAACUCUUGUCUGGAUUUGCAUCUAAAGUGAAAAUGUAAGAAUGUGAUUUAGCAAGGUCUGCGUACUAUGUGCUGAUGAUACUCCAUUCUUAUUCAGAAUACAGAAGGAGAGACAUCUGGGCAGCUACAGGGUGGUAAUGUAAAGGUCCGGCCUCCAGACCUACUAGUGGCUGUGAAGAAUUCAACAUGAUCCUUUCUUUUUUAACCAGGAAAGGACCCCAUCCUAGCAGCAUUCCCUGUUUUGAAUGCUCAUUUCAUGAAUUAAAGUGAGAGCCUCAUUACAGCACUAAGGAGAAAACAACAGCCCAUUUUACACUUGUAUUCGAUUAACACAGUCCUCUUUGUUCUCAGCAUAUCCCUGAACUCUUAUCUUCAACGACUUUUAAGGAUGCCAAAAAAUGCAAGAAGUACAUGACUUGAAGCUGAGAAAUUGUAAAGCUGAAAUGGUUAAAACAAGAACUGGGCCUUCCUCUGCUGCCAAAAUGCUAAAAGCGACACAAAGGGAAUUAGGACAUGCAUAAUUAAUUUCCAUCACAUCAAUCGAACGAUAUAAUGGUAGAGUUCAGGUUGCCAUUCUGUGGAAGAGAACAAUCAGUACAGUAAGUUUGACCUCAACUUACUUAGAGGUCAAAAUAUACAUCAACUAGAGUGCCGAUGCUUAGUUUUUCUCCCAAAGUAGAUUUAAACUAACUAAAUUCAGAUGACCCAGAACAAGAUCUACUGACGGUGAUGAUCAAUAGUCCAGGUGCUCAUGGUUAAGGUCACAAUAGUUGCAUUUAAAUCUUGCAGCAAAUGCCCUAUGCUUACUCUCACUUUCCAGGUCAGUGGAAGCUACACACCAAAAUAAUGGUGGCAAUCACAGGCCAGGCAGUCAAAGGGGUGUUUGAUAAUUUCCCAUUACCUGGGCAGUGGCAGCUUGCAGCCCUCAGCCAUUUGUAGCAAUUGGGAAAAUGAAGGAUGCCAUCUAAGCAUAGGAAGUAAGUCCCAUUGAACUCAGUUGGAUUUACUUCUAAGUAAGGAUAUUAGUAUUUAACUGUCAGAGCAAAAGCUCCGAGAACAGCAAAUCCCUAGUUUGCUUUUGGUUUAACUUUGUACUUCCUGAAGGAACAAGGAUAAGUAUUUUGACCUUUGGAUAUAAUUUCAUCUGAUAAGAGAAAAAAGGUCUCCCCAAUUCUCACCAGCUUUCAUCAUUAUGCAUCAGUCCCCUCAACCACAAAGAGUUUAGACCCCAGACCAGCAGGGGCCCUGAUCUAACGUGUCCCGAAUGAAAAGGACACUGGUGGUGGUGGCACCCAUGAGGCAGAAAUCUCUCCUUAUGUAAUGAAUGAAACUUGCAUGCAUCUGUAGGGGGAAGGAAAUAACUUGGAAUGUAGCUACUUGAAAGUCCCUCUGCAAAUUCGCAUUUGGAAUGGGGUUUUUUUUCCAAGAAAAGAAAACAACUGGUGAUACAAAUGACUGACCUUGAUUUGAUGUAUAUAUAGUAUUUUGUCUGGACAUGAACUUGGAAAAUUGUAUACUAAUGACUUGUGUGAUAAUGGAGUAACAUGGUGCAGUAUUCAGCAAUACAGGCAGCUUUGCUGUACAAUGUUUUAAGAAGAUGAAAUAAAUGAGUAUAUGGAUAUUGUUGUUAACAUAAUCCACAUUUAAAUUGUUUUCUUCCUAUAAAAGCAUGAACUCUACUUAGCUACUGGGUUUUUUUAGCGCACCUUUUACUAGGAAUUAAAUAAUAAAGUGAAGCAUAUUGAUACUGUUUAAAAUAUCACCUCUGUCAUGGGGGUAUUACAAACUCUGAUGCAGAGGUCCCAUGCAUCUCUGAUGCACACACAGAGCUUUAGAGCUUGCUGGCUGCCCCCUCUCAUUCCAGCAACAGCAACGGAUCCAUGUGUGCAAAGGCAGGGUUGUAUAUAUCAGCCUUCUUUAUGGGGGAGUUUUUACAGAUGGGUUAUCUCUGUGUGCCCGUUCAGCAUCUGACUCCUAAAACAGAUGGCCGCCUCAGUGUGUAACUACAUGAUACAUCUGACGUGUGCUGUGCCACUUCAUGAGUGUGUGACCAGACUCACAGUCAGAUGUACAUCAGGGGAACCCACUUGUUUGCUUGGUGCUGCAAGGAGGGAGAUGAAGCUUUGAGUUCCCUUUCACCCCACUUUCAGUAGCAGAAAGGAGAGAGGCUCUUUUCACCACUUUUCUCUGGCUCCGUGUGUCCUUUCUGGGACACAUACAGGAAGCUCCUUCUGCCCCCUCAGAGCAUUGAGCAAGCGAGCGCUUUUUAAGAUGAGUUUCCCUCGAGUCCAGUCACACACCUGUGACCCAGCAUAUGUGUAAGCAUAUUGUGUAGCUUGGCCCCCAGACUGCUAGUCUAGCGAUAAUUCAUUUACGCAGCUAACCUCUUUGUUCAGCAACUUUAUGAAAAAGGUCCCUGUCAGUUGUUUUCAGGAUGACUGUUUUUAAUGACAUGUGAAGCUAUGAGCUAUAUUGCAGCAAUAUUAUUUAUUGUUAAUUUAUUAGAGUGUGAGUAAUUUUAAAGCAAACUUAGUGCCAAAAUGCAUGUUUUUCCCUAUUAGCACUCAGUUGAGGCAGAAACAGUAGUACUCAAUUUUUGACCCAUUUGUCACAUUGUGAUGUAAACCAGUUUUCUAGAUUUCAAUUUGUUUCUUGUGAAAAUUGUUGCACUAUUUUUUUUGGCCGUAUUCCAGCAGCCCACUGCAUGCCGUUUAUGUAAGGCCCCUUUCUAAAACAAACAAACAAAAUAAUAAUUCUUGUGAAUUGUCUCACUCAUGAU
Messenger RNA from Gekko japonicus, 6398 nucleotides. It is a transcript of the gene RALGPS1, whose product is annotated as Ral GEF with PH domain and SH3 binding motif 1. Gene Ontology annotation, molecular function: guanyl-nucleotide exchange factor activity. NCBI's taxonomy places the organism in Eukaryota, Metazoa, Chordata, Lepidosauria, Squamata, Gekkonidae. The transcript has 20 exons. The record is from RefSeq and is a predicted model, not a curated record. Gene Ontology annotation, cellular component: plasma membrane. Gene Ontology annotation, biological process: positive regulation of GTPase activity; Ras protein signal transduction. The coding region runs from base 147 to 1895 and encodes 582 amino acids.